Messenger RNA from Pseudophryne corroboree (corroboree frog), 2782 nucleotides. It is a transcript of the gene POLD2, whose product is annotated as DNA polymerase delta 2, accessory subunit. The transcript is spliced from 11 exons. The record is from RefSeq and is a predicted model, not a curated record. Lineage: Eukaryota; Metazoa; Chordata; Amphibia; Anura; Myobatrachidae. Gene Ontology annotation, biological process: DNA replication; DNA strand elongation involved in DNA replication. Gene Ontology annotation, molecular function: DNA binding. The coding region runs from base 227 to 1618 and encodes 463 amino acids. Gene Ontology annotation, cellular component: delta DNA polymerase complex.
GAAGGGAGGGGGUGGUAGUAAUGAUUGCCUAUGUGAUACUUUUGGCAGUAUUGGUAUAAGUUAUACAUAUAUAUUAAUGUACAACAGAUAAUGGUGUGGGCAACAUGUGACUCACCAGCUGCAGUCGAACUAUAAGUACCAGCAUGUCGUACCAGUAACUAGCAUGGGAUUCUGGGACUUUUAGUUCCACAGAAGCUGGAGAAGCUCUAGUCAUGAGGCCGACGCCAUGUUCUCGGACUUAGCUGUUGGCCAGGAACCUGGUCUUCUGACGCCCCCCUCUGAUGUCCCCUCCACCUUCUCCAGAGUGUCCAGUGCCCGAUAUGCCAACUGUUCCAAGAAUUUUUCGCUGGGAGACCGCAACUUCACCCGCCAGUAUGCCCACAUCUAUGCCACCCGGCUGCUGCAGAUGAGGCCCCUCCUAGCAGAGCGUGCAAGGAAGAAAUGGGGUGAGGACAUCGCUGUGCGGAAAUUAUGUGAGCUUCAGGGUGCAGAGAGGUGCUGUGUGGUGGGAACUCUGUUUAAAUCCAUGGAGCUGCAGCCGUCCAUCCUGCGUGAGAUCAGUGAAGAGCAUAAUCUCCUGCCUCAGCCACCGAGGCAAAAAUACAUCAGUGACUCUGAUGAGCUUAUACUGGAGGACGAGCUGCAGAGGAUUAAACUAGAGGGGUCUGUAGAUGUGCAGAAGUUUGUAACAGGUGCUGUUAUAGCAGUCCUUGGCUCUGAAGAAGAUGCUGGGAAGUUCAUGGUGGAAGAUUUCUGCUUGGCUUCUCUUCCCGAACAAUUGCCUUUUCCAGAUUUGCAUGAAGACAGGUAUGUGCUGCUGACGUCCGGUUUGGGCCUAGGAGGAGGCAGUGGAGACAGUUUGCUGGGCCUGCAGCUGCUUCUGGACUUGGUGACGGGGCAGGCUGGAGCCGAGGAGGAGCAGAGCUGUGCAGCUCGGAUAUCUCGCGUCAUACUAGCUGGAAACCUGCUCAGCGAGAACACACAGAGCAAAGAUUCUUUACAUAAGGCGAAAUAUCUCAGUAAGAAGACUCAGGCUGCCAGUGUGGAGGCUGUGAAGAUGCUGGAUGAGAUCCUCCUCCAGCUCAGUGCCUCUGUGUUUGUGGAUGUAAUGCCCGGCGCCUUUGAUCCGACAAACUACAUCCUUCCACAGCAGCCCCUGCACCGCUGCAUGUUUCCCCAGUCGACACCGUACUCCACCCUACAACUGGUGACAAACCCUUAUGAAGCCGAGAUAGAUGGCAUCAGGUUUCUGGGCACAGCUGGUCAAAACAUCAGCGAUAUAUAUAAGUACAGCAAAAUGCAGGAUUACCUGGAGAUCCUGGAAUGGACGCUGCAGGUGGGGCACUUGUGUCCUACUGCUCCGGAUACGCUGGGGUGUUACCCAUACUACCAAUCUGACCCCUUCAUCCUGAAUACCUGCCCACAUGUGUACUUUUGUGGAAGUGCCCCCAAGUUCAGUUGCAAAGAAGUCACAGGAGCUGAGGGCCAACGCGUUCUGCUCCUGACUGUGCCGGAUUUCAGCAGCACGCAGACAGCCUGUCUGGUAAACCUUCAUACCCUGCAGUGCCAACCAAUCAGCUUCUCCGGAUUCAGUGCAGAUGACGAGUCAAGCGACUGACCCAGCGUCCGCAUCUCCUAAGACUGAGAUUGCCUGCAUCAUAUGAAUUGAUGCAGAAGAGACAGAAGAGUGCACUCUGCAGAUUCCCACUAAGUAGUGUCACACGGGUCUCACUGUCCAAACACUUACACCAGUUGUUUAUGUUAUAGGACACACAAAGUGCUCUGAUUGUAUUCAUUAGCUCUGUUCACACUCUGUUCCCUGUAGGACGGACUAAAGCAGUGUUUAGACAUGCGUCAUUUUACUCCCAUGUGCAUGUUGUCUUACAGGUGUUACAGUAUGCAUUUGUGUAGAAGUAAUAUUUUCAUCAGUUGGUGAUACAUUGCAUGGAGUAUUCCUGUACCUAUGUUUUAUACCACUUUUCCAUUGGAACACUCUGACAUAUGUAUCCACACUUUAUAAUGUAUGCAAAAGUGUAACGUUCCUUGACCACGUAUUAUGGGCCCUACAUAUUUGUCGAUCCACCGCCGAGCUGCCCGACGGCGGAUACGGGGGGCAGUGACGGGGGGAGUGAAGUUUCUAAACUCCCCCCGUCACCCGGCUCCAUAGCAGUGUAGGCAAAUAUGGACGAGAUCGUCCAUAUUGGCCUGCAUGCACAAGCGACGGGACACCAGCGACGAACGAGUGUGGGGCCGCGCAUCGUUCAUCGCUGGUGCCUCCACACUGAAAGAUACGAACGGUAUCUCGUUCAUUAAUGAACGAGAUCGUCCAUAUCUUUCAGUAUUCUCGCCCAGUGUGUAGGGCCCAUUAGAGCUGAGCUGAUUACUGAAUUUGAAUUGAAUCAUCAGGAAUUCCAGGAGAAAUACUGAGGGGUAAAUGUAUGAAGCAGUGAUAAGAGUGGAGAACCAAUCAGCACUGAAGUAACAUUUAUUAUUUGCAUGCUAUAAAAUUAUACAGAGCAGCUGAUUGGUUGCCAUGGGCAACUUCUCCACUCUUAUCACUGCUUCAUACAUUUACCUAUAAAUGUGUUACAGAGCCUUGAAGGAAAGCUGUGAUUUUAAGAUAUCGCAGAUUUAAUGACGCAAGCCUAAUGUUACAUGAUAGGUGCACUCUACCUUAGAACCGAUCUCUAGGUGAAUUAUUUGUUUACUUUCUAUGAUAUUUUGUAUUUUUUUAUACAUAUGAAAUGGGGCGAGAUAAUAAAACCUUCUCACUCAGCUGUAA